AUGGCCAACAUCCAAUCGGUCUCUGACCUGGAGAAUCACUCGGGCCUUGUAUCGUUCGGCCAUCCUCCUGUGAACCUCCAAUUCGAAACAGCAGCGAACAAGACGGUCGUGACGACAUGGAAUCUAAGAAAGGAAAGCCAGGAUCGUGCCACAAGAAUCCAGUCCUGUAAGAUACAGCACAAUCGCUACCAUCCUGAGUUCGUAGGGAACCAAACCAGGCCUGCAAGACAACCUCUAGCUCAGAGCACAACUUUUCUGGAGUUACUGGCAAAUUACUGGGACCCUCCUCAUACUUGGGAUCGACCUGCAAACACGACAUUCGACCGCAUCUUCAGUAUCAGCGAGCUGGGAGAUGCCAUCCUUAGCAAUCUCAAUCGUACAGAACUCAUGAGAUGCCUGGAAACCUCCCGUACACUUCGUCAUGCAGUGCAACUGUCCUCGGCGGCUCAACUACAUCUCGCGCCUCUUCCUUUCAAGCCUGCAGAUGAGCUCAAUGACAGUGACACUUGCUGCAUCCCAUUCGCUCACUGUCUGACAUGCCCUAUACAUAUCACCAAGGAUAUCGUACUCCCGCUUAAGCAAGAGUGGGAUGAGAACAUCAUCAAGCAACCAAAACAUCGCAUGAUCGUCGACAUACACUUUCUUCGAGAAGGCCACGACCCGCAUGACUCCGACGUUGUGGGCAGUUGGGCAGAAAUGAAGCUUUCCGAUAUGCCACCAUCCUUGUUAUCUUGA
Molecule: messenger RNA, 735 nt
Organism: Aureobasidium melanogenum CBS 110374
Lineage: Eukaryota; Fungi; Ascomycota; Dothideomycetes; Dothideales; Saccotheciaceae
Exons: 1
Coding region: 1-735 (244 amino acids)
Source: RefSeq, a predicted model, not a curated record